GGGCGGGGACGCAGUCCCGGGUCGGAGCGGCCGAGCCCCGCGCGCGCCCCUCCCGCGCCCUGCGUCUCCGCCCGGCCGGCCGGCGGGGGAGGGGGCAUGAGCCGGCGCCCGCGCGCCGCCGGGAGCUGCGGGCCGGCCUAGAGCCCCGCGCGGGCCCCGCGCCCGAGCCGAGCCGCCGCCGAGCCCCGGGCGCCGGGAUGCAGCGGCCGGGGGAGUCCGGCGCCGCGCGCUUCGGCCCGCCCGAGGGCUGCGCAGACCACCGGCCGCACCGCUAUCGCAGCUUUAUGAUCGAAGAGAUACUGACAGAGCCGCCGGGGCCCAAGGGCGCCGCGCCCGCCGCCGCUGCCGCCGCCGGCGAGCUGCUCAAGUUCGGCGUGCAGGCGCUGCUGGCGGCACGGCCCUUCCACAGUCACCUGGCGGUGCUGAAGGCGGAACAAGCGGCAGUGUUCAAGUUCCCGCUGGCGCCGCUGGGCUGCUCCGGGCUGGGCUCGGCGCUGCUGGCCGCCGGGCCUGGUUUGCCCGGCGCCGGGGGUGCGCCGCACCUGCCGCUGGAACUGCAGCUCCGCGGAAAGCUAGAGGCGGCCGGGCCAGGGGAGCCGGGCACCAAAGCCAAGAAAGGGCGCCGCAGCCGCACUGUGUUCACCGAGCUGCAGCUGAUGGGCCUGGAGAAGCGCUUCGAGAAGCAGAAGUACCUCUCCACACCGGACAGAAUAGAUCUGGCCGAGUCGCUGGGCCUGAGCCAGUUGCAGGUGAAAACGUGGUACCAGAAUCGAAGGAUGAAAUGGAAGAAGAUAGUGCUACAGGGUGGCGGCCUGGAGUCCCCCACCAAACCCAAGGGACGACCCAAGAAGAACUCGAUUCCUACGAGCGAACAGCUCACGGAGCAGGAGCGCGCCAAGGAAGCAGAGAAGCCGGCAGACGCUCCGGGAGAGGCCAGCGACCGGAACCGUGAGGCCUGA
Ochotona curzoniae (black-lipped pika) is the source of this 959-nucleotide messenger RNA. It is a transcript of the gene BARX1, whose product is annotated as BARX homeobox 1. NCBI's taxonomy places the organism in Eukaryota, Metazoa, Chordata, Mammalia, Lagomorpha, Ochotonidae. Bases 198 to 959 code for a protein of 253 amino acids. The record is from RefSeq and is a predicted model, not a curated record. The transcript has 4 exons. Gene Ontology annotation, cellular component: nucleus. Gene Ontology annotation, biological process: regulation of transcription by RNA polymerase II. Gene Ontology annotation, molecular function: RNA polymerase II transcription regulatory region sequence-specific DNA binding; DNA-binding transcription factor activity, RNA polymerase II-specific.